AUGGCCGCCACAGCCGCCACAGCCGCCACGACGAUUUACGCCCAUGCCUUCAUCAUGUGCAAAGACCCCAGCAGCUGCCAGGGUAGUGAGAGGAGCGCCUACGCAGGGGCUGUCGCGCUGGCCGCCGGCAUCGCCAACGUCGGCGGCAUCUUAACCCUGGGGCCUCUGCAGAGCGCUGUCAGGUCCAACGCCAAGAUGGGUCUGUUCUUCUGGUUGAUCUCUCGCGGUACCAGUGUUGCCGUUCUCGCUCUCGCAGUGGUGUACAGAGCCAUGUACUUGGCUUUCCUCGGGCGCAUCUUUGAGGGCUUCGCCACCGACAACCUUCUCCACUACAACCUCGGUGCCAUCUACGUUUCAGUCACCGAGGAAGGCCGCUUUUCACGUCUCAUAGGUACUUCCUUGGCCUUGUUCAUGGUGGGUAUGUCGCUGAGCCCGGCCAUCGUCAGUUUCCUACCCAAUUUCUUCACCAGUUUUGUCAUUGCGCUUUCCGUGUUUGUGGCCUCCAUCGUUUAUCUGGCACUUUUCGUGCCCAUGGUAUCGACUUGGGAGUCGCCCGAGGACCCGAGACCCGGCCGAGACACUAGAGACGGCAUCGCGGACCAAAAGGCCAAACCGUUUGACCUCUUCCGCAAAGCUAUACUGGUCCUUCGUCCUCUCCUGUACCUGUGGCGCGACCGCCGCGUGGCUCUCCCGGGCAUGGCCCUGUUGCUCUACAACACCACCCAGGCCUACCUCUUCCCGGCUCUGAUGGUAUACGCGUCACUCAGGUACUCCUUUACCGGGAGGGAGAAUGAUUGUCUCAUCUCGCUAGCCGCCGGUGUCUCUGCGAUCUACCUCGUUGUGAUUUUCUAUAUCCUCCCUAAAGCCAAGGCCUGGUUGGGUUUGGGAAAACCAUCAAAGGACGCCGCGGGGGAUGGGCCCGCCGAGAGCCCAGGCUCGUACCGCGAAGGGUCUCAUCGCAGCAAGGGUGCCACAUCCACCCGGCACGACUUCAUCUGCGCCAUACUUUCUGUGUCCAUGCAGCUACUCGCAUUGCCCUGUAUACCCUUUACGACAGCAGGGUGGCAGCUGUUUUCGCUGUUAGCUGUCAUCUCCCUCGGGCUGGCCGCAUCAAGCUUCAUCAAGAGCUAUGGCGUGUCUUUGGCCAAGAAGGAGUCGGCGGCCGUGGCGAGCCUGGCCAUGAUGGAAAGUAUUGGCGGGCUCAUUUCAGCCGUCGUUCUCGGCGCCGUUCAGACCCAUGCCGGGGAGGCCAUGGUCUUCAUCUGGGCGUCGGCGCUGCUCGGCGUUUCAAUGGCCGCCAUGGUCUUGAGCGAGAUACUCAGACUCAGACAUUCGAGAUCAUGA
Colletotrichum higginsianum IMI 349063 is the source of this 1344-nucleotide messenger RNA. RefSeq lists its product as uncharacterized. The transcript is spliced from 2 exons. NCBI's taxonomy places the organism in Eukaryota, Fungi, Ascomycota, Sordariomycetes, Glomerellales, Glomerellaceae. Gene Ontology annotation, biological process: transmembrane transport. Bases 1 to 1344 code for a protein of 447 amino acids. Gene Ontology annotation, molecular function: transmembrane transporter activity. Gene Ontology annotation, cellular component: membrane. The record is from RefSeq and is a predicted model, not a curated record.